UAAUUAUCACUCAUCUUCCUCACACUUUAUACUUGUUCAAAUCUCUCUUAAAAAACCCUAAUCUUUGAUUUCCAUUUAAUUAUAUAUAAUUACCAGUUAUUUCAUUUGAAAUUCGUUCAAGAUUCUCAUUGUAUGGGAAACUACGUUUCAAGAAAAUUAUCACAUCCCAUACAGAAGAACUCAAGAAAAUUGACAAAAGUGAUCCUUCCUAAUGGCGAAAUCCGGCAAAUCAAGAAUCAACCCACCACCACGAAGGCGGCGGAGCUAAUGAUGGACGUACCGAACUUUUUCAUCACCGACACAAAAACACUCAAAAUGGGCAAAAGAUUUUGUCCCUUAAACGCAGAUGAUGAUCUUGAAAACGGUAAUGUGUAUAUUAUGUUUCCGAUGCAUCGGAAGAACUCUGUCGUCACUGCCGGUGACAUGGCUGCUCUUUUUAUGACUGCCAAUAAGGUCUUGAGACGUGCUUCUGUAGGGAAUAACAGUGUUAAGGUCUUGCCGGAGUCGGAGUCUGCCGGAGAAAGCUGUGAGGAAUUUGCAUUGCCGAGGUUGAGUUUGGAGGAUAUUGAGGAAGUAUCAACUCCUGAGUUUAGGCAUAGGAUAUCAAUGUCUAGGUCAAAGAAACCAGUGUUGGAGACUAUAGAAGAAGAGUCCAUUUUUUCAAGGUGAUCCGUGUAUUUUUUUUAGGGUUUUUUUUUGUUAGAGGAAUUAUUAUCUAAG
Messenger RNA from Mercurialis annua (annual mercury), 720 nucleotides. RefSeq lists its product as uncharacterized. The transcript has a single exon. Bases 133 to 669 code for a protein of 178 amino acids. Lineage: Eukaryota; Viridiplantae; Streptophyta; Magnoliopsida; Malpighiales; Euphorbiaceae. The record is from RefSeq and is a predicted model, not a curated record.